CUUCUUAAAAUAAAAAGAGAAUGUAAACCCUCCAAUUCGAUGAGAAGGUUCAAAAGGAUAGCAAGGUCAGAUUAUGGUGUUAAUAUAUAAAGGAGACAUUAAGUGGUAACCCUAGAAACCCUUUCUCUCUCGCCUAUUGUUGCCGUUGCUUGCUAUCUUUCGCCGUCGUCUCUUUAGCUUCUUGCGAAGAUGGUUCUUCAAAACGAUAUCGAUCUGCUUAACCCACCUGCUGAGCUUGAGAAGAGGAAGCACAAGCUCAAGCGUCUUGUCCAGUCUCCCAAUUCCUUCUUCAUGGAUGUGAAGUGCCAAGGCUGCUUCAACAUCACUACUGUUUUCAGUCACUCGCAGACUGUUGUGGUGUGCGGAAACUGCCAGACAAUUCUGUGCCAGCCUACAGGAGGAAAGGCAAAGCUCACCGAAGGAUGCUCUUUCAGGAGAAAGGGUGAUUGAUUGAAGCAAUCAUCAAAAUAAUGAAGGCUGUUUUCUUUUUCUUUUUUUUUUGUUGUUGUUGGCUAUGAUGUUAUCUCUGGAAUUUUAAAAUGUUUGGAUUUUUAAUAUAAGUAAGCAGAGUUUGCUCUUUUACUUUUGAGAUUAUCCCCAAGUCUAAAAUAGUUUACUGCUUGCUUGCAUCUAAUCCAUUUGGUAUCUCAAAAUACUCACUUUGAUUGGUUGUUUGUACUUUAUAUUUCGUCAAAAAAAAGUAAUUAAAGAAGUUAAGAACUA
Messenger RNA from Arabidopsis thaliana (thale cress), 723 nucleotides. It is a transcript of the gene RS27A, whose product is annotated as ribosomal protein S27. The coding region runs from base 190 to 450 and encodes 86 amino acids. The record is from RefSeq and is marked reviewed. Gene Ontology annotation, cellular component: ribosome. Lineage: Eukaryota; Viridiplantae; Streptophyta; Magnoliopsida; Brassicales; Brassicaceae. Gene Ontology annotation, molecular function: structural constituent of ribosome. The transcript is spliced from 4 exons. Gene Ontology annotation, biological process: translation.